CUGGCGCAUUGGCGGUUGGUGUGCAUCAUGGCAACCGUGACAGCCACGACCAAAGUCCCAGAGAUCCGCGAUGUGACGAGGAUCGAGCGUAUAGGUGCUCACUCUCACAUCCGGGGACUGGGGCUGGACGAUGCCUUGGAACCACGGCAGGCUUCCCAGGGCAUGGUGGGGCAGCUGGCGGCCCGGCGGGCAGCUGGCGUGGUGCUGGAGAUGAUCCGGGAAGGGAAGAUUGCCGGGCGGGCAGUCCUCAUUGCUGGCCAGCCAGGCACAGGGAAGACAGCUAUCGCCAUGGGCAUGGCCCAGGCCCUGGGCCCCGACACCCCAUUCACAGCCAUUGCUGGCAGUGAGAUCUUCUCCCUGGAGAUGAGCAAGACAGAAGCACUGACACAGGCUUUCCGGCGGUCCAUCGGUGUUCGCAUCAAGGAGGAGACCGAGAUCAUCGAAGGGGAAGUGGUGGAGAUCCAGAUUGAUCGGCCAGCAACAGGGACGGGCUCCAAAGUGGGCAAGCUGACCCUCAAGACCACAGAGAUGGAGACCAUCUAUGACCUGGGCACCAAGAUGAUUGAGUCUCUGACCAAGGACAAGGUCCAGGCCGGGGAUGUGAUCACUAUCGACAAGGCAACCGGCAAGAUCUCCAAGCUGGGCCGCUCCUUCACACGUGCUCGUGACUAUGAUGCCAUGGGCUCCCAGACCAAGUUUGUACAGUGUCCUGAUGGGGAGCUCCAGAAACGCAAGGAAGUGGUGCACACCGUGUCCCUGCACGAGAUUGAUGUCAUCAACUCCCGCACCCAGGGCUUCCUGGCCCUCUUCUCUGGCGACACAGGAGAGAUCAAGUCAGAGGUCCGUGAGCAGAUCAAUGCCAAGGUGGCUGAGUGGCGGGAGGAGGGCAAGGCAGAGAUCAUCCCUGGAGUGCUGUUCAUUGAUGAGGUCCACAUGCUGGACAUCGAGAGCUUCUCCUUCCUCAACCGGGCCCUGGAAAGUGACAUGGCACCUGUCCUAAUCAUGGCCACCAACCGUGGCAUCACACGGAUCCGGGGCACCAGCUACCAGAGCCCCCAUGGCAUCCCCAUCGACCUGCUGGACCGGCUGCUCAUUGUCUCCACCUCUCCCUACAGUGAGAAGGACACGAAGCAGAUCCUCCGCAUCCGGUGUGAGGAAGAAGAUGUGGAAAUGAGCGAGGACGCCUACACGGUGCUGACCCGCAUUGGGCUGGAGACUUCACUGCGCUAUGCUAUUCAGCUCAUCACAGCUGCCAGCCUGGUGUGCCGGAAACGCAAGGGCACAGAGGUGCAAGUAGAUGACAUCAAGCGGGUCUACUCACUCUUUCUGGACGAGUCCCGCUCCACACAGUACAUGAAGGAGUACCAGGAUGCCUUCCUCUUCAACGAGCUCAAAGGUGAAACCAUGGACACCUCCUGAGCUAGAUGUCACCCCCCACACAGACUCCUACCCUGUUUUCUACCAGAGUUCUGACACUGUGACUUUGUAUAAAGUGGUUUUGAAACGA
Molecule: messenger RNA, 1507 nt
Organism: Galeopterus variegatus (Sunda flying lemur)
Lineage: Eukaryota; Metazoa; Chordata; Mammalia; Dermoptera; Cynocephalidae
Gene: RUVBL2
Product: RuvB-like AAA ATPase 2
Exons: 15
Coding region: 28-1419 (463 amino acids)
Biological process (GO): regulation of transcription by RNA polymerase II; box C/D snoRNP assembly; chromatin remodeling
Cellular component (GO): NuA4 histone acetyltransferase complex; Swr1 complex; R2TP complex
Molecular function (GO): ATP hydrolysis activity; ATP binding; DNA helicase activity
Source: RefSeq, a predicted model, not a curated record